GUCAUCUCCUAGAGCCAGUAAAAACCGUUACCGUGCGUAUAUUGUAUAAUAUUUUAUUCGUUUAUCACUUGUAAAAUUUUAGAUUGUAAAUCAUAAUAAGUUCUAGAAAUUACUCCUAAAAAAUUAGGAAACUUAAAAUCGUAUGAGCUUUUUAGACUGAUUUCCCAGGAAACGCUGAUUUUUCGAUCCAUUAAAAUGAAUGUACCGCAAGCGAUUAUUGAUGAAGCGACAAAUGUGGCGGCAAGUUUGUUGCCCGAAAAAUCUUCGGAAAGAUACGAGCACGAGUACGCCGAAUUCAAAAAAUGGCAAAACGAAAACAAUGUGACUGGUAUUACAGAAGACGUUCUAUUAGCGUACAUCAGUAAUUUGUCUAAAAAAUAUAGCCCAAAUUCUUUAUGGUCAAAAUGGUCAAUGGUUAAGAGCUGUCUGCAGGUUAGAGAAAACAUUGAUGGCCGGAGAUUUCAUAAAGUGAUUGCAUUUUUGAAAAGGCGAAAUGAACGCUACCUCCCCAAGAAAGCUAAAACUCUGACGAAGGAGCACGUGGAAAAAUUUAUAUUAGAAGCUCCUGACGAUAAAUGGUUGCUCGCCAAAGUCAUUACAAUUUUUGGUAUAUUUGGUUGUUGUCGGUGCGAUGAACUGUUAUCCCUCACUUUAAAUGACGUGGAGGAUUUGGAGAAAUAUAUUGUUGUGACCUUACGCGAAACUAACAAUUAAGAUUUACAAUAACAGAUGAUGGGUGUAGUUUCAAACCCUGUGUUAUUUAUCGAAAAUAUGCCGCUUUACGUCCUCACAGAAGUAAGGACCUGCGGUUGUUCUUGACGUACCGGAAUGGAAAAUGUGUCGCCUUAAAUGCAGGUCAACAUACUGUUGGAACAGUACCCAAAAAGAUUGCUGAAUAUUUAGGAUUACAAGAGGCCGCGUUGUAUACAGGUCACUCAUUUAGACGGACUGGAGCAACGAUGAUUGUUGAUGGUGGUGGUGAUAUUUUAGCUCUAAAACGUGCAGGGGAGUGGAAAUCAACAACAAUUGCA
This is a messenger RNA of Photinus pyralis (common eastern firefly), 1031 nucleotides long. RefSeq lists its product as uncharacterized. The record is from RefSeq and is a predicted model, not a curated record. Gene Ontology annotation, molecular function: DNA binding. Bases 196 to 714 code for a protein of 172 amino acids. Lineage: Eukaryota; Metazoa; Arthropoda; Insecta; Coleoptera; Lampyridae. The transcript has 3 exons.